AUUGGCGCACUCCACUUCAGGUUUUACAGUGACUCCUGGCUGGAUGCCAGAAAGAGACUCACAAGUGACCCAAGAGCCAAGCAGUUAUGUAAGCCUAGGCGGAGGCACGGGAGGGAAAAGUCCGACUGCGUUUGCGCUGCUGCUGCUGCUCCUGCUGCUGCCCAAGCCUUUCCCCAGUUCCAAAAGAUGCCGGAGCUCAAGGUGCGCAGUGUGCUGGUGACUGGCUCCAAUCGGGGCAUAGGCUUGGAACUGGUCAAGCAGCUGGUUGGGAGAAGCAACCGCCCGGAAUGGAUCUUUGCCACCUGCCGGGACCCAGAAGGACCACGCGCCCAGAUUUUGAGGGAUUUGGCUGCCAAGCACCGAGGAAUAGAGAUCAUCCCACUUGACACGUCUGAAGCGUCCAGCAUCAAGGCUGCUGCAGCCAUCGUCACCGAGAGGCUGAAAGGCGCUGGCUUGAAUUUGCUGAUCAAUAAUGCCGGGAUUGUGAAAGCAACCACGUUGGAAUCUGAGACACCGGAAAACAUGCUGGAAGUGUACAAAACCAAUGUGGUUGGGCCCAUGGUGGUCACCCAGACCUUCUUGCCCUUGCUGAAAAAGGCCGCUCAGGAAAGCCCUCAGAAAGGGAUGAGCUGCAACAAAGCCGCCCUCAUCAACAUCAGCAGCGAGUGUGGUUCCAUUACCAAUGUCUUAGGGUGGGAAGUUGGGCAGAUCCUCAACUAUCGUUGCAGUAAGGCUGCUCUGAACAUGCUCACGAAGUGCCAGUCCCUGGGAUAUGCCAAGGAUGAGAUCCUGUGCAUUACGUUGCAUCCAGGGUGGCUACAGACCGAUAUGGGGAAUGGAGCGAUUCUGGCCCCGAUGGGAGUGGAUGAGGGCGUGCAGAAGAUCCUGGCAACGCUUGCCAGUCUCUCCGAGAAAAACAACGGCACUUUUGUGGAUUUGGAUGGGAAAAUUCUCCCCUGGUGACUGGCUCCUUCAAUGGUGCAACUUUCUACUUGCUGAGCUCCAGGAAGAGCACAUUUCUAGGGGAAUGGGAAUGCCUCACCACCUAAUGAUCCUGAAGUUCCCGCAGGCCUCUUCCUUCCAGCUGUCUUAUGUGCUAAUAUUCCUUUCGAUUGCCUUCCAUACGAUUCUCCUUGUCUCUAUAUAAAUGAUGAUUGACAGAUCUAUUAAAUGUUGGAAAUGUGAUCACAAUGUUAGGACAUUGACCAUGAGUGGUGGUCUUGAGGAAAGACCCAGGAGUACUGGACUCAAAUACAUUUGAUGCUGGAAGAAAUUGUUAUGACCAUAGCUUUGUUUGUUGGGAAUGCCGGGUGACCAUUUGGAUGAUUAUUGCAGUAUGAUCAUUGCAGUUGAUGCUCAGAUUGAGAUCGAGAAACGGGGCCCCCAAAAUUCUGAAAUUGUUGGGAAUCAGCCUGUGUUGGUGUUUCAUGAUGCUCAGGUUCUCCCCUCCUAUGUGGGGUCCCCCAAGGUGCAAUUCUUUCCCCUCUUCUCUUCAACAUCUAUGUUAGACCCCUUGCUAGUUUGGCUCAGAAUUUCGGCCUGGACUGCUAUCGAUAUGCAGACGACACCCAACUCCUUCUGCGCUUGGAACCUGGAGCAACGUCAAUACCAGACAAUUUCACCUUAUGUCUGGAGGCUCUGUCAAACUGGCUACAUGCUAGCAGACUGAAGGUGAACUCAGCAAAGACUGAGAUUCUCUGGCAUGGCCGCCCAGCAGGUCUGUCUCCUCCGUUACCCACCUUCGAUGGUGCCGCCCUCUCUCCAUCGACCACUGUUAAGAGCUUGGGUGUCGUCCUGGAUUUGCAGCUGACAAUGGAAGCUCAGGUGGCUGCUGCCAGCAAACAG
Messenger RNA from Anolis sagrei ordinatus, 1845 nucleotides. Its product is annotated as C-signal-like. Gene Ontology annotation, molecular function: oxidoreductase activity. Gene Ontology annotation, cellular component: cytoplasm. The record is from RefSeq and is a predicted model, not a curated record. NCBI's taxonomy places the organism in Eukaryota, Metazoa, Chordata, Lepidosauria, Squamata, Anolidae.